Messenger RNA from Corylus avellana, 1225 nucleotides. RefSeq names its product MADS-box protein JOINTLESS. Gene Ontology annotation, biological process: regulation of DNA-templated transcription. Gene Ontology annotation, molecular function: DNA-binding transcription factor activity. Lineage: Eukaryota; Viridiplantae; Streptophyta; Magnoliopsida; Fagales; Betulaceae. Gene Ontology annotation, cellular component: nucleus. The record is from RefSeq and is a predicted model, not a curated record.
CCGUACAUUCUCUUUCUUUCUCUUUAGGAGAAAACCAUUGGUGGCCUUGUCAAACAUACAGUUAGCGAAAAAAAGAAACAAAACCAGACAAUGAAAGCAAGUUGCAAGAUGAAAUGGUUUAGGAUGAUGAUGAGUAGAACACUUGCAGAAGAUCUGCUGAAUCCAAGUUACUGGUUUGAUCUGAUACGAGACGAUGGCAAGCUUGACAACGUACAGUACCUCCAUCUUGUUGAGCAAUGAAAUUGUGGAGAAGACUCAUGAACUGAGAAAGAUGAAGGGAGACGAGCUCCAACUUUUGAAUAUAGAUGAACUAUAUAAAUUAGAGCAACUUCUCCAAGUAGGCUUGAUCCGCGUUUCAAAUGAAAAGGAUGAAAGCUUUCGAGAAAAGGUCAGUGCCUUUGAGCUGAAGGGAGUCUAACUGAUGGAGGAUAACCAGAGACUAAAAGAGCUCAGCUGUUCCCCUGGAUCCCCAAGACCAACACAUCGACGGCACGUCUCUCAAGUUGGGGGCCGCGCAUGGACCGUGUGGCUGUGUUUGCCAAAGGACUUGAAAGUGUCAUCUCAUUAUUUACACAUGUAUAAAAUUGUUGUGUAAUAGCUUUCAUAUUUGACCAUUGAUGUGUUGAUGUACUUGACACUCAUCUAAGCAUGAUGUUGAGGGCAUUGUAAUGAGGAAAGAUAAUUUUUUUGGUGAGAAAUUGAGCUGUUUAUUAGGUUCUUUGGGCACUGGUGACCUGACAACUCGUACUUGUGUCCGAAUAGUCAUCCAUAGACAUUGGUGUUCUUCAUCAAUGCUCAUUCCUCCAUGAUUUUCACUCAUUCCAUGGUUCGAGUUUUUUAUUUCCUCUCGAGUUCAUGAUCCUGGGUUUCAGAUUUAUUGGUAUUUCAUGAUACAUGCAUCUCUCAUUGGUUUAAUGAUUUGGGACUGCUGGUUUGCCAUGUUUUGAGCAUGUAUUGAGGAAAUUUUGCAAGAUUUCACUUGAUUUUACUUUACAUGCUUUUUUUAAUGCACGCCACAUGUGUGAUAAAAUGCCACAAUGAGAUUUCUGUGAGGAUUUGGUGCCCAAUUGAUUUUCAAUAAACUUCUCCUUUGAUUCAUUGUUUUUGUGAUCAUUCAUGUCGACUUUAUAGAAACAUUGAUUUGUUGUAUGAUUUUGAAAUUCUCUAAAACCUUGUUUUGAUAAUUUUGAAACUCAUGGGAUUGUGUACUUCAUUAUGCAUUGUG